Messenger RNA from Rhincodon typus (whale shark), 2724 nucleotides. Its product is annotated as disintegrin and metalloproteinase domain-containing protein 12-like. Lineage: Eukaryota; Metazoa; Chordata; Chondrichthyes; Orectolobiformes; Rhincodontidae. Gene Ontology annotation, molecular function: metalloendopeptidase activity. The transcript has 19 exons. The record is from RefSeq and is a predicted model, not a curated record. Gene Ontology annotation, biological process: proteolysis. The coding region runs from base 1 to 2379 and encodes 792 amino acids.
AUGGUCAGUGGCGCCAAGCACAUUGUGGGGGAAGUCCUGGGUAGGGUUGAGGACUUGGGAAGGAGAAGAGGCCUGUGUUUGGUGGUAAACACAGGCUUUCGAUUUCACCAGGAAAAGUUGCUUCAAGAACUGAAGGAUUAUAAGUUUGUAUUCCCACAGCUGGUUUCAGGAAGAGGGAAACGGAGUGUGGCCGUACUGCCUCAGAGGAACUAUUCAAAUAAGCUCAGCAUCUCGGUGGAGCUGGAGGGAAAGAACUGCACGUUGGAUCUCCGUAGCAAUACAUUCCUCUUGCCCAGAGGGUUCCAGGUGUCGCACUAUGAUUCCAAUGGGACUCUGGUGACAGAGACAGACAGUGGAAUGUAUCGCUGUUACUAUGUGGGAUCUAUGAGAAGAUUUCCUGGAUCCCAGGUCUCUGCAAGCACCUGCUCAGGACUCAGUGCUGUGAUUGCAUUCAGUAAUCGAACUUAUGUCAUUGAACCUGUUGUGGGGGAUGUAGUUGGUCGUCAUUUGUUAUACAGAGCCGAAGAUCUCCUGCCAGUACCGAGUAGCUGUGGAGUCAGAGCUCCAUCCCCUGAAUUAACCCUGACUGAUCACCUCCAGCACUCUCAGAGGAUGGAAAGGGAUGUGCUGGCAGAGAUGAGAUAUAUCGAACUGGUGCUUGUGGCAGAUCGGAAUCUGUAUCAGAAUCUGGGCAGGAACAGAGGAGCUGUGGUGCGAAGAAUGAUUGACAUUGCCAAUACAAUCGACCUGUAUUACAGACCAUUCAACAUUCGCAUUGCUCUGAUUGGAGUGGAGGUGUGGACCACAAAUCAAAUUCCCAUUGACAAGCAAGCUCCAUUAACUAUGAUGCAGUUCCUGAAGUGGAGGGAGAACACACUUCUCUCACGACUGCAGAAUGACAACGCCCAUCUCCUCAUAGGUGGCUAUUUUGAGUACAGUGUCACAGGUUUGGCACCGUUAAGCAUGAUGUGUUCAUCAGAUUAUUCUGGAGGAGUAAAUAUCGACAACCGAUCCAGCCAUUUGCCUGUUUCUUCCACUCUUGCACAUGAGAUAGGACACAAUCUGGGAAUGAUACAUGACAGUCCAGCACGGAAAUGUACCUGUCAAGGCAAGAUCAUGGGUGGCUGCAUCAUGGAUGAAUCACUUGGUUCAGUUUUGCCAACAGCCUUCAGCAGUUGCAGCCAACAGGACUUGGUGAGCAGCAUCAGCCGUGGUGUUGGGAUCUGUCUGUACAAUGUGCCGAGUCUCAGCCAACUGGUUGCUGCCUAUGAAUGUGGCAACUUACUCUUAGAAAAAGGCGAGGACUGUGACUGCGGCAAACCUGAGGGAAGGUCUGGGAGCGAUCUAGAGGGAUUUGGAGGGAAGGUCCCGGAGCAAUCUGGAGGGAAAGUCCCGGAGCGAUCUGGAGGGAAGGUCCCAGUACAGUCUGGAGGGAAGGUCCCGGAGCAAUCUGGAGGGAAAGUCCGGGAGCAAUCUGGAGGGAAAGUCCCAGUACAGUCUGGAGGGAAGGUCCCGGAGCAAUCUGGCGGGAAGAUCCCGGAGCGGCCUGGAGGGAAGGUCCCGGAGUGGCCUGGAAGGAAGGUCCCAGAGCGGCCUGGAGGCGAGGUCCUGGCGUGUACUGGAGGCAAAGUCCCGGACAGGUCUGGAGUCAAGGUCCUAGAGCAGACUGGAGGUGAGGUCCUGGAGUGGUCUGGAGGUGAGGUCCUAAAGCAGACUGGAGACAAGGUCUCAGUGAGGACUGGAGGAGCAAGAUCUGCUGAAGAUGUUUGUUAUGAAAUUACAAAUAGAAGAGGAAAUGAAAAUGGAAACUGUGGCAAGGAUAACCACAAUAACUUCAUAAAGUGUCUUCCUCAGAAUGUACUUUGUGGAAAAAUCCAGUGUACAGGUGGAAAUAAACAGCCAAUCCAAAGUGGACAGAUGACAGCCUUUUACUCUUCUGUGGUUAUCAAGGGUGUAACAUAUAACUGCAGAGGGAUAGUUUCUGACCGAGGUAAUGCCAGCACUCCAGACCUAAUUCAGCAUGGAACCAAGUGUGGCAGUAACAAGCUCUGUCAUAAUGCACAAUGUCAGGAUGUCACUGUACUCAAGGUAAAGGAAUGUGACGACACCUGCAAUAAAAAAGGGGUUUGCAACAACAAAGGUAACUGUCACUGUGAUGUUGGCUGGUCUCCUCCAUUUUGUAAAACCAAGGAUAGCAGCAUUGACAGUGGACCCAUGACUAGAAAAGACACAGUUCCAGGAGGUAAACCUAAGCCAGCUGCUCUGAGUGUUGCAAUCAUGGCACCAGUUUUGAUGGUGUUGGUCUUAGCCUAUUUCCUUGGGAAGAUGUUUAUGAGGAAAGCCAAGAUCACAAGUUCAAGAUCUCUCAAACAAGUCUAAGAAGUGCUGGUUUUCCAAGAUUAUUCCACUUUGUUAACUGUAGGUUAUCUUCACAAUCGCAAGACAGCAUGAAGAAAGUGAAAAGGAAAUGGGAAGUAAAUUUGGUGAUAGCUUUUUACUGACAAAACAAAUGACCAUUGAUUGAAACAUUUUUAUCUCUCCACAGAUUCAGAGACCUACCCGCCAACUGUUGCAUCUUAUAAAUCAUGAAAAAUUGCUCUCUGCGCCCAUUGUGAUCAAAUCUUUGAGAUGCAAUUCAAUGCCCAAAAUAAGAUUCAUUCUGUAUGACUGUAAUUUCCAAAUGCAGGAAUAAUCCACAGUAAAGAUUACAGAACCAAUCAGAAA